GGCCCCAGCAUGGCCGAGCCGCUGCUCAGGAAAACCUUCUCCCGCCUGCGGGGCCGAGAGAAACUUCCCCGGAAAAAGUCGGACACGAAGGAGCGCGGCCGGCCAGCCCAGCGCCCAGAGCCCAGCCUUCCAGAGUCAGAGCUCCAGGCCCCCGAGGGGUCCCAGGCUGGAGCAGAAGGGCCCCCAAGCCCUGAGGCCUCUCCAAGCCCGGCUCGGGGGGCCUACCUGCAGAGCCUGGAGCCCAGCAGCCGCCGAUGGGUGCUGGGCGGGGCCAAGCCACCGGAGGAGGCUGCUUUGGGGCCCGGAGCACCUGGCAGCGGGGAGCCUGCUGGCGAGAUCUGGUACAACCCUAUCCCUGAGGAAGACCCCAGGCCCCCCGCACCUGAGCCCCUGGGGCCACAGCCAGGCUCAGCUGAGCCAGAGGGCCCGGCCUCCCAAGGCGCAGCCCCCACGAGCCCCCCAACGAAAGCCUCUCGCACCAAGUCCCCCGGCCCAGCCAGGCGCCUCUCCAUGAAGAUGAAGAAGCUGCCCGAGCUGCGGCGCCGCCUCAGCCUGCGGGGCCCCCGGGCUGGCCGAGAGCGCGAGAGGCCCGCCCCCGCGGGCUCCGUCAUCAGCCGUUACCACCUGGACAGCAGCGUGGGAAGCCCCGGGCGGGCAGCGGUGGCUGGGGGCGCGCGGGGCCUGCGGGCUGGGUACCUCAGUGACGGCGACUCACCGGAGCGGCCCGCGGGUCCCCCGUCGCCCACUGCCUUCCGUCCCUAUGAGGUGGGCCCAUCCGCCCGGGCGCCCCCCGCCGCACUCUGGGGCCGCCUCAGCCUGCACCUGUAUGGCCUGGGGGGACUGCGGCCAGCGCCCGGGGCUACCCCCAGAGACCUCUGCUGCCUGCUGCAGGUGGAUGGGGUGGCCCGGGCCCGAACAGGGCCACUGCGUGGGGGGCCAGACUUCCUGCGGCUGGACCACACCUUCCACCUGGAACUCGAGGCUGCCCGGCUGCUGCGGGCCCUGGUGCUGGCGUGGGACCCUGGCGUGCGGCGGCACCGGCCCUGUGCCCAGGGCACCGUGCUGCUGCCCACGGUCUUCCGAGGUAGGAGGCAUGACUGCAGGGGAGAAAUGGUAGGCCACAGAAUUCAGCUCAGGGCUCCCCAUUUUGCCAGAGUGCCUGGGGUACUAAGCCCCGGGGUGGGGGGGGUGGCCCAGGGCACAGGAGCCUGUAGGGGCAGAUCCCACUCAGGUCCCCUUGUGUCUUCAGGAUGCCAGGCCCAGCAGCUGGCCGUGCGCCUGGAGCCCCAGGGGCUGCUGUAUGCCAAGCUGACCCUGUCAGAGCAGCAAGAAACACCGGGCACAGCUGAGCCCCGAGUCUUCGGGCUCCCCCUGCCGCUGCUGGUGGAGCGGGAGCGGUCCCCAGGCCAAGUGCCCCUCAUCAUCCAGAAGUGUGUUGGGCAGAUCGAGCGCCGAGGACUGCGGGUCGUGGGGCUGUACCGUCUGUGCGGCUCGGCAGCCAUGAAGAAAGCGCUGCGUGAUGCCUUUGAGCGAGACAGUGCGGCUGUCUGCCUCUCUGAGGACCUGUACCCCGACAUCAACGUUAUCACUGGCAUCCUCAAGGAUUAUCUUCGGGAGCUUCCCACUCCUCUCAUCACCCAGCCCCUCUACCAGGUGGUACUGGAGGCCAUGGCCCGCGGGCCUCCCUGCAGGGCUCCCCCCAGCACUGGGGACACCCGUGGGCUCCUCAGCUGCCUGCCAGAUGUGGAAAGGGCCACGCUGACGCUUCUCCUGGACCACCUGCGCCUUGUCUCCUCCUUCCACGCCCACAACCGCAUGACCCCGCAGAACCUGGCCGUGUGCUUCGGUCCCGUGCUGCUGCCGGCUCGCCAGGCCCCCGCCAGGCCCCGCAUCCGCAGCUCCGGCUCGGGCCUCACCAACGCAGUGGACUUCAAGCGGCACAUCGAAGUGCUGCACUACCUGCUGCAGGCCUGGCCAGAUCCCUGCAGGGCCCCGGAAGCUCCGCACCUCGCCCCGUACCUGCGGCCCAAACGGCAGCCGCCGCUGACCUUACCGCUAGCAGGCCCUGAAGUGGUGACGCGGCCCCGCAGCCGAGGCGGCCCCGAGAGCCCCCCGAGCAACCGCUACGCCGGCGACUGGAGUGUGUGCGGGCGGGACUUCCUGCCCUGCGGGCGGGACUUCCUGUCCGCGCCAGACUACGACCACGUGACGGAGAGCGAUAGCGAAGACGAGGACGAGGAGGGUGGCGAGCGCACGGGCCCUGGCGACUUCGAAGAUGACUUCGAGGCGCCCUUCAACCCGCACCUGAACCUCAAAGACUUCGACGCCCUCAUCCUGGACCUGGAGCGAGAGCUCUCCAAGCAGAUCAACGUGUGCCUCUGAGCGGGGCGGGCCGGGCUGCUGGUCGCUAAGGCGGUGCCCUAACGACCGAGGGAGACCAGACCUGUCGGUCAGGCCUCGCUCCUGUUGCUGGGGAGUUGCCUAGCGACCAGCCAGCCCGUUACUGAGCAUCAUUGCUCGUUGCCAGUGCUCAGUAUUUGGACGCUGGCUGGUUGCGAGGGCCGGGGACUGGGGAUUUUCGGGACCAGCUGUUGUGGGCAUCUUUUCUGAGUACCAAGGGUUUCUCCCUUCGCUGCUGAAAGGCAGUUUUCCCGCUUCCUGGCUGGCCUCUCUUGCCUCCCUUGGCCGGGGAAAUACCAGUUACUGUGAGCAUCACCCUGGGAUGGUAAGACACCCCUCAGAGAGUCCUCUUGCUGCUGCCAACCAAAUCAGUAUUAGCUUUGAGCAUUGCACUCUGCCUCUCCUUCCCUGGAAGAACCCAAGGACUAGCACGAGGUGCUGUUUGGAGCGGGGUGGGAGGAAGCCCCUAUCCUGGGCUCCAGCUAGAUAGGGGCAGCCUGGGGUUAUAGAAAAACAGCUGGUUUCCCCACCCUCUUUCCCAGGGAAAACUCCAUGAUUUCCUAAAGCCAGCAAAUGGAGAUAGCAGAGUCUGGCCCUUCUCCCUCCCCAAUUCUUCCUCCCCAUUCCUGAAGAAAUUGAGCACUUAUAAGACCUCCCUUUGGAGGGGCCCCACCUGAAGUGUCAGGCUGGGGGCAGUUUGGUACGGAUCAUAUUUAUUGCCUCCGUGCGUGUGUCUGUGUGAGGACUAGUGUGCAUGGACACGUCUGGAGCAGGCGUGUGGGGCUCUUUCAGGGACCACAGAGGGGGGAAAGAGUUCACAGUGCCCAGGCACCCUAAAAUCCCCAGUAAUGGUGCCUCAGUGGGCCCAGGAGUUCCAGUGGGAGAGUAGGGUCCCCUCCUGUCUCCCUCCUUUCCCUCACUUCCAUCUGUGUGGACAAUAAAUCAAUAUGCACAGGUUUUGGA
Diceros bicornis minor is the source of this 3363-nucleotide messenger RNA. RefSeq names its product synapse defective Rho GTPase homolog 1 (gene SYDE1). Gene Ontology annotation, biological process: signal transduction. The record is from RefSeq and is a predicted model, not a curated record. Lineage: Eukaryota; Metazoa; Chordata; Mammalia; Perissodactyla; Rhinocerotidae. The transcript is spliced from 7 exons. The coding region runs from base 10 to 2382 and encodes 790 amino acids.